GUCACGACCGCCAAGUACCGGUAUCCUCGAUUCUCUUAGCGAACCGACAAGGUUCUUCUGCGCCAUAUGCGGUCGUCUUCUGUGCCCUCUCGCGAUGUGUCUGAUUGUGAGAACGCUGGCUCCCCGUGCGUUUCGAUUUAGCGGCAGACGACAGCUCGAACCAAUACUCAGCGAAGAACGAGCAGGAAAGAUUGAAAACGGCGCGGAAUCUUCAGCAAAUAAUCCUGUCAAGGUUGUUGCUGCUGCAUCAUCCUUUGCACCCGCUGGCCGGAAAAAGACGGAGAAAGAGAAGAAGGACAAGGAGGAUGUCGAACCAUCUCUUGUGAACAAGGCGCCAUCCGGGGUGAAAACGGGCGUGUGCAGGAUUGAGUUCACGCGCAAAGAACCAAAUCACACGCCAACUGCAGAGACGCUGUGGCAGUUAUGAUCACGGACGCGUAGUAUUGACCGUGGACGAAGUUCGGGUCCAUCCUAUCGGCACUCCACUGUUCGUGGCACAACCCACUGCAAAUUGUGCACAGGCAACAAAUCUGUGAUUGACAUUUGCUGUCGCCUACACGAAGAGGGUGUGAUCUACCUCGCCAGCCGACGUGCCCACUUGCGUGCGAAGAUUGACUGGUCUCCUUGCCGCACAACAAUCGAAGACCCAUAUGAAACUAUCACCGUCGCUAUGACCCGACGCGAGACGAUGCUCGGGGACACUGUAAUCGCCGUCCACCCCGCUGAUCCCCGGCUCAUCGCACCUGCAUGGUAAAUCUGUGAUCCACCCCCUUUCUGCCCAAUCGCUUGCAGCCGACCAUGUGGAUAUCUAGGACGACCGAAUGUAGAUACCUCUGUGCAGUAAAUCUGAUGAUAUCUUUGAGCCUAUAUUGAAGCCCCAGUAACGGUUAGACCCUAAAACCUGGCGGAAGAGGCGAUUUGUUGCUGUAGGCUUGCGACUGCAAGCUGGCUUUGUCUCACAGCGUACUCUGGCUGGUGAACUUCUGAUCACACCCAAGCAGUCCGAGAACGAGUGGCACUGAUGGCUGGCGGGGACCCAAGAUUCUCUCGACAGCUUUCGUGGGUGCACCGGAACACAGCCUAAUUUGGACACGGUUACGCGAAGACCCGCGACGUUCAAUGCGUCGUUGCCGUUGCAAAUUCGACUGAAAUCCAAGACUUCUCCGAAACGAAAUGACCGCAAGGACUGUGUGGGCUGCAACUCGCAACGUGCCACUGAGCGUGUUGCUGCCUUAACUCGUGGUCCGAGCUUCGCUCUGCACCGAGACGAAGAUCUGCUGAAUGCGUGGUUCUCAUCCAGUUUCCCAUCGGCAGUGGUUGGCAACAAAUUUUUCACUCUAGAGACGUCCGGUGUCGUGCGGAGAGGGUUGAAACCAUCAUUCAUGGCCAGACGGUGUGUGCCAAGGACCGAUCAUCGAACAUCAUGGGUUACGCUCCGCGUUCGGGUUUGCUCGGGUAUAUAAGGCGAGGCGAACCGACCUAACCGUAUUGUGGUCUGCUCUUUUGCCCUUUCAUUACAACUUUUCCCUCCAGCCUGUGGUUGUUGGAUUUUCUUCAUCUUCGUUUUCUUCGCUUUUGCCACAGGCUUUUUACUGCUUUUUCCAGCCCUCCAGUGCAGCGCACAUUUUCGCAUUUUUUCAUUGAAACUUUACCGAACACCUUCCUUCGUUCGCGUUCGCCAUGCGUUUUUCCGUCGCAACGCUUCCUCUCAUUGCCUCUCUGGCCGGAUCUGUCGUCGCGGCGCCUGUGGGCCUGCACCUGGGCCGGGGUUUGACUAGCUCGGGUGGAAGUCCCAACGCUGCUGCUGUCCCCGCUGCAGAUGCCUCCAUCACCAUCACUGUCCACUCUCCACGAGCGACCGGAGAAGCCGCUGAUGCCGAAAGCACUGCCGAGGAUCAGGACCUCGUGAACAGGGCUGCUAGGAAAGCAGCGAGGCCGGCAGUCAAGGCUCCGGUCAAAGCCGCCCCAGUCAAAGCCGCGCCGGUCAAGGCCCCUGCGCCGGUCAAAGCUGCGCCGGUCAAGGCUGCUGCACCGGUGAAGGCUCCUGCUGCACCGGUGAAGGCUCCUGCUGCACCGGUGAAGGCUCCUGCUGCACCGGUGAAGGCUCCUGCUGCACCGGUGAAGGCUCCUGCUGCACCGGUGAAGGCCCCCGCGCCGGUCAAGGCAUCUGCGCCAGUCAAGGCCACCAAUGUGGCUAAGACUACGGCAGCGGCCAAAACAACCAAGGCCGUUAGCGCAGCCAACGCAGCCAAAACAAGCAAAGCAGUCCCGGCAACCCAGACCGCCAAAACGACCAACGUCGUCAAGACUUCCAAUGCUGCGAAACCCACCGUGGCUUCUCAGGUCGGCAAGGGAGCGAAGGCCAGUGCGGCAGCCAGCAAGACCGCCGGCAAGGCGAGCACAGCGUCCAGCAAGAGCGUAGCCGGAAAGAAGGGCGCUGCCGCUUCGGCCGCUGGCAAGAGCGCCGCUAAGGCUGCUGCCACUGGUUCUGCCGCCGCAACUCGCUCUGCUGCGGCAGCGAACCGCUCUGGAGCUGCAGCUUCCCGUUCGGCCGCGGCCGCCUCUCGUUCUGCUGCGGCCGCCACCCGCACGGGUGCUGCCGCUUCACGGUCGGCCGCUAUUGCUUCCCGUUCUGCCGUCGCCGCCGCAACGCGCUCUGCAGCCGCCGCUUCCCGCUCUGCAGCAGCGGCCUCUCGUUCUGCGGCGGCCGCCUCCCGUUCUGCCACUGCCGCCUCCGCGUCUGCUAGUGCCGCUGCCGUGACUGAUUCGGCCGCCGCUGUUACCGACACCGCCGCUGCCACCGCUGCUGUUACCGACACUGCUGCCGCCGUCACUGACACCGCAGCCGCAGCCGCUCCCGCCGCGACCGAUGCCGGUACUGGCGUCAUCGACACUGGCGCUGGAGCUGUUGGUGCGGGUACUGGUGUUGUGGAUACUGGUGCUGGCAGUGGGGUGGUCGACACCGGUGCUGGAGCUGUUGGUACCGGCUCCGGCGUUGUUGAUACCGGUGCUGGAGCUGUUGGUACUGGCUCUGGUGUUGUUGAUACCGGGGCCGGAGCUGUUAGCACUGGAUCUGGAGUUGUCGACACUGGCGCCGGAGCUGUUGGUACUGGAUCCGGAGUUGUCGACACCGGUGCUGGCGCUGUUGGUACUGGUUCCGGCGUGGUCGAUACCGGUGCUGGAGCAGUGAGCACCGGAUCUGGGGUUGUUGACACUGGUGCUGGGGCUGUUGGUACCGGGUCUGGCGUAGUUGAUACCGGCGCUGGAACUGUCAGCACCGGCUCUGGGGUUGCUGGCGUAAUCAAUGCUGGCGCUGCUGCUGCUGCCGCCGCUGCGGCUGCGGCUGGUGCUAUCACUUCUGGCACUGGUGUUGUCGAUACUGGUGCUGGUGUUGUCGAUACUGGUUCCGGUGUCGUUGAUACUGGUGCUGGUGUUGUCGAUACCGGCGCCACGGCUGUCGAUAAUGGCGCCGCCGCUGCCACCGACGCUGCUGCCACUGAUGUCGCCACUGCAACCGACGCAGCUGCAACCGACGCAGCUGCUGCAACCGACGCGGCCGCUACUGCUGUCGCCACUGACGCUGCUGCUUGUCCCGCCAAUGCGGCCGCUACUGAUGUCGCCUCUGCCACCGACGCUACUGCCACCGACGUCACUGCCACCGACUCUUCUGCCGCCGCUGCUACCGACUCGGCUGCCGCCGCGACCGACGCUUCUGCCACCGAUACGGCCGCCGCCACUGCCACCGACCCUUGUGCCGCCAUUCCGGCCGCCACUGAUGUCGCUACUGCCACCGACGCUACUGCCACUGACGCUGCUGCUGCCACCGAUGCUGCCGUUGCGACUGAUGCUGCUGCUGGGGCCUCCGCCACUGACGUUCCUACCGCUGCUCGCCGCAUGCUCCGUUUCCGCCGCGCCAACGCUGGUGCUGACGUUGAGGGCAACUUUGAUGGCGAUGUCCAGCAGCGUUCUACCAGCCGUUUCUUUGCGCGCAACACUCUCCAACUUUGAGUGCCUUCUGUAGAAAGAGCCGGAUGCCGGAACGGGAGCACUUGCAAACCACUUCCACGCUUGUAUCAUGAUAAUUUGUUUGUAAUAACUGGGCAAAUCCAGACCUAAUCACUGCAAGUGGCAAAUUUUGAAGUGGGGAGGCUCCUACAGUCUUCUGUCGCCAUUAAAACUUGGAGCUUCUUCGACAAACCGGCCGUUCUUUUGA
Messenger RNA from Mycena citricolor, 4213 nucleotides. The record is from the annotation of a GenBank genome assembly. NCBI's taxonomy places the organism in Eukaryota, Fungi, Basidiomycota, Agaricomycetes, Agaricales, Mycenaceae.